UCGACACUAUAGAUAAGGUAGUGACCUAGCAAUUGGCAUGUACAUGUACAUGUAUCUAAUAACAUGACUAACGAUGAGAUGUGUUUUCCCGGCAGUGGGGGAUUCGUAGCUGUCACAUCCGGAAUUGACACGUGUAUGCAUCAACCACUAAAUUUUAUAGUCGAUGGUACGCCGGUCCAUGGGGAAUCGGAGCAAAAAGGCGCGAUUCAGUAUGGCGACUCCAGAGGUUAACGAGAAUGGCAUGGCUGUACCCGAAGUUACAGAGAACGACACGGUAGUUCCCGAGGUCAAGGUCAUCAACGACAACAGCACGGCAGCUCCCGAGGCUAAACAGGAAAUGUGUAUAAUGUGUCUUGAGACCCCAGCAGUGACGAAGGUGGAAAUAUGUCAACACUCUUUCUGUGAAGGCUGCCUGACCUCUCACAACCCGGAGGCCAACGCCGAGGCUCUCAUAUGCCCUGCUUGCGAGGUUAAGCCGGUAGACGAAAACGAGGAAAUCAAGGAAAACGAGGCAGAUAGAGUCCUACUAGGGAAGUCUGUGGCGGAUGGGGACGACAAAGAAAACACUAAAGUUGACGGUUUCGAUAUGACAUCCCCGAAUCCUGUUGUACAUGUAGUUGACCAGAUCAAGGUGAUGGGGCCAUUCUUGGAAGGCAACUGCAAGCUGUGUCACUACCAAGGGAAUGUGGUCAAAGCGAUAAAAGCCUGCGAAGAAUGUCAGCGGCUUCCCCUCUGUGUCAACUGCAUCGAUGGCCAUCGCGCGAAUAAGGCCACAAAGGAUCACGUCAUUGCACCCUUGGGUGUCCUGAAGAGGAGGAGAGACGCCUUGUGUGAUGAUCAUAAAGAAAGUCUUGACACUUUCUGCGCGACUUGUUCGAAGUUUCUGUGUCACGUAUGUCUGUCAAUGGGACAUGCCGAACACGUCAUUGAGGCACUCAAUGACGUCAUCCACGUGAAAGUUGAGGAAAUGAGACGGGCGCUUGAGUACGAAGAGAAGAGGUUUCGACAGCUCAAAAACGAUGAGAAGAUGCUAGUGAAAUCGAAGGAAACUGCCGUGAAGAUGGAAGACUAUCUGAUCAAGCUGAUUGAGGACCACGCAGAGGAAUGCAUUGACGAAAUCCUGAAGAAUAAGGAAACACUGAAGAGGCAACUGAAGUCUGACUUCGCAGUCAUAGGCGUGUUGACCAAGCGUGUCGAAGCGAUGCCCGAACUACUCAGGGUGUCCGAGGAGAGGAAAGGUAGCGGGGAGUACCUCCUGAACGACGGAGCCGAACUUCAACCCACGUAUGUCGAGAAGUUGAAAGCUCUACUGAAAGAGCUUGACCAUUUGAAAGGGAAUCAUCCCGGGUACUGGUUGGACAAGAGGGAAUACCAGAAGGAAUUCGAGAGUCUUUGUGAAAAGGCCCCCAAGUUCUUCCCUCGAAAACCGAAUCUGGACAUUGGGGGAUUCAAAGACCCCGGCCCGUCAUGCAAGAAUGGUGGUGCAUGCGUCUGUGAGAUAUGCCAACAAGCCACCAACAAGCCUCAGUGAAAUGAGAGGAGCUGGACCCGGUUGUUCAAAGUUCCGCUGUAUGACAACCAUGCCCAAUCUUCCAAUGAAAAAGCUCUCUAAAUCGUUCUCAAGGGAACGCUGCCUGUUGAAAGGUGAAUAUUAGAAUUUAAAGGAAUACCGUACUCAAGAACCUUCAACUUGUUUGAAAAUUCUAACUUUGUAUUUAAUCAACUGCAGUAUAUAUGUACAUUAUUGUAUUAAAUGCUGAAUAAAAGU
Lineus longissimus is the source of this 1768-nucleotide messenger RNA. Its product is annotated as tripartite motif-containing protein 42-like. The record is from RefSeq and is a predicted model, not a curated record. The coding region runs from base 164 to 1531 and encodes 455 amino acids. NCBI's taxonomy places the organism in Eukaryota, Metazoa, Nemertea, Pilidiophora, Heteronemertea, Lineidae. The transcript has 3 exons. Gene Ontology annotation, molecular function: zinc ion binding.